This is a messenger RNA of Osmia lignaria (orchard mason bee), 1339 nucleotides long. It is a transcript of the gene PheRS-m, whose product is annotated as Phenylalanyl-tRNA synthetase, mitochondrial. The record is from RefSeq and is a predicted model, not a curated record. Gene Ontology annotation, biological process: phenylalanyl-tRNA aminoacylation. NCBI's taxonomy places the organism in Eukaryota, Metazoa, Arthropoda, Insecta, Hymenoptera, Megachilidae. Gene Ontology annotation, cellular component: mitochondrion; cytoplasm. Gene Ontology annotation, molecular function: phenylalanine-tRNA ligase activity; tRNA binding; ATP binding.
CGCAAUAUAUUCAAAUGUAUACAAUUCUUGGACGAUGUCGUGCAAGAAUUUCUUUGAGCAGAACCUUUUCCGUAGCUGCUCAAGUUGAAACGAAUAGCGAUAUAAGUAUACUUAAUAAUAAAUAUCCUAUGGAUAAAUGGACGAAUGUCACUCCAAACAUUAUAUCAAAAGUAGGAAAAAAUUUACACAUUACUCCAUACCAUCCUUUGUCUCAUAUUCGUCAACGUAUAGUUAACUAUUUUUACACGCAAUUUCAUAAUCGUAUUGGAAAUCCAGUGUUCAGUGUAUAUGAUAACGUAUCUCCUAUAGUUACAGUAGCUCAAAAUUUUGAUUCGCUUCUUGUACCAAAAGAUCAUCCAAGUAGGAGAAAAACAGAUUGUUAUUAUAUAAAUCAAGAUACUUUGUUAAGGGCGCAUACAACUGCUCAUCAGACUGAAUUAAUUUCAAUGGGAUUGAAUAAUUUUAUUGUAAUAGGAGAUGUUUAUCGUAAAGAUGAAAUAGACGCUACGCAUUAUCCAGUUUUUCAUCAAGCAGAUGCUGUUAGAUUAUGCACAAAAGAUGAGGUAUUUGAAAAUGUAAAUGGUUCUGAUGAACUGAAAUUAUUUGAACAUAAUGGAAUAGAAACUAACGACAAACAAGGUUGUCAUACUUUAGAAUCAAUAAAAAUAAUGGAGCAUGAAUUGAAAAACACUUUGACAGGUUUAGCACAGGCACUUUUUGGACCAGAUGUACAAUGCAAAUGGGUUGAGCAAUAUUUUCCUUUUACUCACCCAUCAUGGGAAUUAGAAGUUUAUUAUAGAGAUCAGUGGCUUGAAAUAUUAGGAUGUGGUAUUAUGCGUCAGGAAAUUUUGCAAAAUGCAGGAGUAACAGAACGUAUUGGAUGGGCAUUUGGAUUAGGCUUAGAAAGAAUAGCUAUGCGUUUAUAUGAUAUCCCUGAUAUAAGAUUAUUUUGGAGCACAGACAGUGGUUUUUUGAACCAAUUUAAAGUUGAAGAUCCUAAUGCAAUAAUAACAUACAAGCCAAUUAGCAUUUAUCCUCAAUGUAGAAACGAUAUAAGUUUUUGGUUGCCCGAAAAUCGACCUUAUUCAACACACGACUUUUAUGACAUAGUAAGGAAUGUUGGUGGUGAUAGAAUAGAACAGGUUCUACUAAAAGAUGAAUUUACUCAUCCUAAAACUAAAAGAUUGUCACACUGUUAUACAAUAGUGUACAGACACAUGGAACGUACAUUAUCAAAAAGAGAAGUAAACACUAUUCACAAUAAUAUAGGAAGGCUUGCUAGUGAAAAAUUGAAUGUUGAAGUCAGAUAAAAAAAGAAAUAAAUUUAAUAAACAAACCA